UCAGGCUUAAUCUCAUCAAUUUGAAAAACUCAAUCGUUAUGAGAUCAAGUGUGCGGACAAAUGGCAGACCCAAGAGUGGAGCCAAUUCUCGAGGGCCAGGAUCUCUUUCUGUCCGGAAACCGAGCUUCCGUGAGUAUCAAGCUAUUCUCGAUGGUCUGAAGGUUUCAUUCAACAAGAGAUGGAAAGCUAGUAAACACAAAAAGGGGAACGAGGCAUUCGAUGAUUUCGAGAGACUACGGACACUGGGAACUGGUGCAUUUGGAAGAGUUCUAUUGGUUAAAUACAAACCCACGUCUCAGUAUUACGCAAUGAAGACUCUGGAGAAGGAGAAAAUUGUGAAGAUGAAGCAGGUUGAGCACACACUGAACGAGAAGAAAGUGCUUUAUGCAAUCAAGUUCCCCUUUGUGGUAUCGAUGGAGUUCUUCUUCAUGGACAAUUCCUUCGUCUACAUAGUUCUGCCAUUUAUUAACGGCGGUGAGAUGUUCUCGCAUCUGAGGAAAAUGGGAAAGUUUGACGAAAAGUUGUCCCUGUUUUACGCAGCUCAGGUGGCAAUGGCCCUGGAGUAUCUGCACUACUGUGGACUAGUUUAUCGAGAUCUCAAGCCGGAGAAUAUUCUCCUGGAUCACGAUGGAUACGUCAAACUGACGGACUUUGGUUUCUGCAAAAUGAUCGAGGGAAGGACUUGGACAUUGUGCGGAACUCCUGAAUAUUUGGCACCUGAGAUUAUUCUGUCGAAAGGAUAUGGCAAGUCUUGCGACUGGUGGAGCUAUGGAGUGCUCAUAUACGAGAUGAAUGCUGGGUACGCACCGUUUUACUCUCACGAUCCCAUGAGGAUUUACGAGAAAAUAGUGGCGGGGAAGUUCAAGUGUCCUAGCCACUUCAGCGACGAGCUGCGAGAUAUUUUGAAGAAUAUUCUUCAAGUAGACCUCACGAGACGCUAUGGAAACCUGAAGGACGGCCCCUUGGACAUUAAACGACAUUCGUGGUUUCGGGCCAUCAGUUGGGAUCAAAUUUACAACCGAAAAGUCGAGCCCUCUCACGUUCCCAAGUGCAAAAAUGCUGGAGACGACAGUAACUUUGAUCGUUACGAGGAGGAAGAGAUUGUCGUUGGAUCUGAGGAUCGCUACGAGGAGGAGUUCGCGGAUUUUUGAUGUGUUGUACCUACCUUUGAGCUGCUGAAAGUAACGAUUCAGUGCGUCGUGGCAUCCCAGGACGCAGUAGAGCUCCUUCGGCGGCAGGAGUUCUUGUGUGCCAUUCUGCAUAAUGAUUUGUGGAUUUAAUAAAGAUUAUUCAUCAAUCAUGUAUCGUAAUAAAUCUAUUGUUGAGUACUUACGCAAAUUGACUGACAACUCGUCUCGAGUGCCUGCUCCCAUGCUGCACAACCUUUCGUACACUUGAAUUGAGAAA
Diachasmimorpha longicaudata is the source of this 1407-nucleotide messenger RNA. Its product is annotated as cAMP-dependent protein kinase catalytic subunit 1-like. Gene Ontology annotation, molecular function: ATP binding; protein serine/threonine kinase activity. Bases 39 to 1151 code for a protein of 370 amino acids. The record is from RefSeq and is a predicted model, not a curated record. Gene Ontology annotation, biological process: protein phosphorylation. The transcript has a single exon. Lineage: Eukaryota; Metazoa; Arthropoda; Insecta; Hymenoptera; Braconidae. Gene Ontology annotation, cellular component: nucleus.